CAUGUGGUCCACCUGUGUGUCUCUGCCUAGGUGUGCAUGCAGUACCUGAAGGACACCAACAUGCUGUUUGUGGGGGGGCUGAUGGUGGCCGUGGCCGUGGAGCACUGGAACCUCCACAAGCGCAUCGCUCUGAAGGUCCUGCUGCUGGUGGGGGUCCGGCCCGCUCUGUUGAUGCUGGGCUUCAUGGGAGUGACCGCCUUCCUCUCCAUGUGGAUCAGCAACACGGCCACCACCGCCAUGAUGGUGCCCAUCGUGCAGGCCGUCCUGCAGCAGCUGCACGGGGACCUGGAGCCUGAGCCGUCCAGCGAGGCCCGGAGGAAGAGGAGCGUCGAGCAGAACCAGGACCACCAGGAGAGACCCAGCCACACCCUGCAAACUGCUGCCAGCAACAGCCUGGAGAGCGGUACGACUGAUGACCUGCUGGACCCAAAUACGGCAGACAAUCAAUCAAUCCACAACUUUAUUAAUCCUGCAAGGGCCAGUUGGUUAUGAGCAGCUUCUGCCAUGUGCACAGGCAGGAAGGUGUAGGGAGGAAGC
Molecule: messenger RNA, 537 nt
Organism: Notothenia coriiceps (black rockcod)
Lineage: Eukaryota; Metazoa; Chordata; Actinopteri; Perciformes; Nototheniidae
Product: solute carrier family 13 member 2-like
Exons: 2
Coding region: 37-492 (151 amino acids)
Biological process (GO): transmembrane transport; succinate transport; citrate transport
Cellular component (GO): plasma membrane
Molecular function (GO): succinate transmembrane transporter activity; citrate transmembrane transporter activity; sodium:dicarboxylate symporter activity
Source: RefSeq, a predicted model, not a curated record